Rhipicephalus sanguineus (brown dog tick) is the source of this 1153-nucleotide messenger RNA. RefSeq lists its product as uncharacterized. The transcript has a single exon. NCBI's taxonomy places the organism in Eukaryota, Metazoa, Arthropoda, Arachnida, Ixodida, Ixodidae. The record is from RefSeq and is a predicted model, not a curated record. Bases 241 to 1095 code for a protein of 284 amino acids.
AGAAGUGAACGCAAGUUGCUCGCGCGUGCCUCGCUGGCUGGGCCGGUGGACGGAACACUGCGCGCCGUUUUACCAGACCAAUAACACGAAAAGCGCUGCGCUGGUCCGUUUCCUACCGCGAUAUGAACACGGACGACGACCGUCAGCGGUGCGCGCCGCCCUCCUAGUGGACGACAGGACCUCCGCGGUGCCACAGGCCCGUCACGGCUCGCCAGGCCCCGAGAGCCAGGUAUAGCGAGGAUGGGCGCGACGUCAGCGGCGGCUGUCCUGGGAGUGACCGUGCUGCUUUCCUUCGUGGUUUGCGGCCGGGCCAACGUGGACGUCGACGAGCACGACUUAAACGACAAGUUCCUCGACACCCUGAUCAAGACCAAGGACAGCCGGUCCUUCCUGAACGACCUCAUCUACAAGAUACAGCUGCUGCUAAACGACACGGACGAUCCGCAGCAGCACACCACUCUUGCCUCGCCCAAGAGUCACGUAGUACACUGGGCCGCCGAAGGUAUGGGGCCGAGCGCAGGAGGGGACACCGUGGAUCUCUCGGCAGCGGUGAGUGGUAGCCCCAGUAGCAGUGCCAAUAGCAGCAGCAGCAAUAGCAGCAAGAGCGGCAGUAGCAACAGCAGUGUGCCGAGUUUCGUGCGUCAGCAGCCGCCUCAGAAGCAGUCUAAGAAGCAGCCUCAGAAGCAGUACCAGAAACAGUCUCAGAAGCAGUCUCAGCCGCUGGUUUCGCCUCAGCAACAGGCGUCGCUUCUGGUCAACGUCUCCCUGGAGUCGCUGCUGGCGUUGCCGGCCAACAUGACGAUGGACUCGAUGCAGAUCUUCAACCAGACGGGCUUCAUGAGCAACGAGACGGUGGUGGACGUGGCAGCAGAGAGAGAGGCCAAGAGGAACAACGCCAUGGGGCCGGACGCCAGCCAGCGAGUGGCGACGCUGGGCGUAAUCAUUUGCCUGACGUUCGUGGGCACGGCCACCUGCAUCGUGGUCAUGGCGCUGUACUCGUCCAAGUUCAGCGGCAUCAUUCUGCUCAGCAACGGCCGCUGGUGGUGUCCCAUGGUGACCCGCGGCAAUGGCGUCGAACGCCAACUGCUUGUGUAGUCGUGCCUUCUCUCUCAUUCUUGACUGUGACUUGUUUUUAAAGUGUCUUGACAGCUUC